Molecule: messenger RNA, 4500 nt
Organism: Aphis gossypii (cotton aphid)
Lineage: Eukaryota; Metazoa; Arthropoda; Insecta; Hemiptera; Aphididae
Gene: SPR
Product: sex peptide receptor
Exons: 7
Coding region: 977-2173 (398 amino acids)
Biological process (GO): G protein-coupled receptor signaling pathway
Cellular component (GO): membrane
Molecular function (GO): G protein-coupled peptide receptor activity
Source: RefSeq, a predicted model, not a curated record
CGGCGAUCACAAAACCUCAGUGUCUUGCCCCGUGCCGGCGACAUCCCUUCGCGCCCGUCCGCUGCACAAGUCGCAACGAACGGUCCUUCUCUCGCGUCUCCGCCGUACGAUUCUUGAAAAAAAUAAACCCCCCCCAAGAACAUAACAUUUUUUCUCGUUUUAUCGAACACGUUUUUAUCAGGAAAAAUAAUCAAAGAAAAGUCGUCGUUUAUUUUCCGCACUUUCGAAAAUUUCUCCGCUUUUUUCAACUUUUAUCCCGACUUAUCCGAUUUUUCGGCCACUCUCCCACGCAGUCGAUCGGAUGACUGUUGUACGCAGUCAUUAAUAAUUUCAUCGUAAUAUUCACGUCCCUUGUACGUUUCUUGAUUAUUUCGCCAUAUUCAUCCCCUCCCCUUACUCCGAAGAGUAGUGGCCGAGCACAGGACUGUCCGUCUCUACAAAUCAGCAGAGAUCGGAAGACCAUACAGUUCCUCUGUCCCACGUCGUGCACACGAGGUCUGAGUGAAGUCAAUGAAUGAUUAAGAAUUGCCUAGCCGACCGAAUCAAUCGCAUUUGAACGCGACCCGACGCUAACACGCCGGACGUCGGUUUUUCGACCACCCACACUCCUCGGAGAAGAUCGCGCAAAGUCGAACGCCGUCGUUGCUGCGGCUGACGCGCCAACACCACCGCCGCCGCGGGACUCGACACACCGUCGUUACCCUAACACUCGCCGCCAGCACCUCCUCGCGUCCGACGGUGUCUGGACACCACCACGAUUACCGAACUGCCGCGAUACAUACCACCGCGAUGACGAUGGCCGCCAACACCACAACCGUCACCGCAGCAGCAGCAGCAGCCGCCAACGUCCGGUCGUAGAGGAUCCUUUACGGUUAGUAUCGACGGCGGCGGCGGCGGCGGCGGCGGCGGAAGCGGAAGUGGUGCGGCAAACCGGAAGCGCCGGGAGAAAAGCGAGACGACGAAUCGUUAAGGACCGAUGGACGAGGAAAACUACACGGCCAUAGUGCCCACUUAUCUGUCCGGCCUGUUCGAUUUCAACGGCACGGCGGACGGUGGAAACGACACCGACAACGGAGGCUACCUGAAUGUGACCACAGAAAUGCCUGUCCGGUACGCGCGACCCAUGUACGGGUUCGUCAUGCCGUUCCUGUUGCUGGUAACCAUCGUGGCCAACACGCUGAUCGUAGUCGUGUUGUCCAAGCGGCACAUGCGCACGCCCACCAACGUGGUGCUCAUGUCCAUGGCCCUGUCCGACAUGUUCACGCUCCUGUUCCCGGCCCCGUGGCUGUUCUACAUGUACACGCUGGGAAAUCAUUACAAGCCGCUGUCGCCGGUCGAGUCGUGCUACGCGUGGUACGCCAUGAAUGAGGUCAUACCCACUCUGUUUCACACCGCGUCCAUCUGGCUCACCCUUGCUCUGGCCGUUCAGAGGUAUAUAUACGUGUGUCAUGCACCAGUGGCAAGGACAUGGUGUACAAUGCCGCGAGUUCUUAAGUGCGUUGCCUGGAUAUCAGUAAUGGCAUCAUUACAUCAAUCGACCAGAUUUGUUGACAGAACAUACGAACCAAUCAAAAUAUCAUGGAGAGGACAAGACUCGGUUGUCGUGUGUAGAAUGAAGCACGCAUAUUGGGUUGAACAUUGGGUCACACUAGACGUAUAUUUCACGCUGUACUAUGCGUUCCGUGUAAUCUUCGUACACACUGGCCCAUGCAUAUCUCUCGUCGUAUUAAAUCUUCUACUGUUCAGAGCUAUGAGAGAUGCGCAAUUAAAAAGAGACAAAUUAUUCAAAGAGAACAGAAAGAACGAAUGCAAACGUCUAAGAGAUUCUAAUUGCACAACAUUGAUGCUCAUUGUCGUUGUGACGGUUUUCUUAAUGACUGAAAUUCCAUUGGCUGUAGUGACGGUGCUUCACAUAAUAUCAAGCAGUAUCAAAGAAAUACUUGACUAUUCGGUAGCCAAUCUGUUGGUGUUGUUCACCAAUUUCUUCAUAAUCGUCAGCUAUCCGAUCAACUUCGCCAUUUAUUGCGGAAUGUCCAGGCAGUUCCGGGAAACGUUCAAAGAGCUAUUCAUCAGAGGCUCGGUGCAGAUAAACCGUAAACAUGGGGCCGGCGGCAGCUCCCGUUACUCAUUAGUCAACGGACCCAGGACAUGUACCAACGAAUCGCUUUUGUAAAUUCAUUACUAACGCUUAUAUAAUCUGUUAUCGUGCGCAUACGCAUAAUGAAAUUUCACAACCUCUCGUCGGACAAUUAAUAGGUACUUAUAACGAUAACCAGCCAAUAUACGUACGUAUCCAUAAAAAAAACCAAAAAGCCACCAAAUACCCACUUACAAUUGUACAUAUUACCUAUAUUAUACCAUUGAUGUAGAAGAAAAUGGGGAGAAGACAAAAGUAAUUUAUCCGCACAAUUCAUAAUAAUAAAAGUUUUCAAAAUCAAAUAGUUAAUACCUACUCACAAACCUUGUAACCAACCUUUUAGAACGUUCAAAAAACUUUCAUUCACAGCACUAUAGAUAGAAAUUAAAUGUUGAUAACGUUUAAACGACCAUUGCACUACAAGAUGCGUACAUUUUUUAUUCAGUCUUUUUAAUCAUGUGUUUUAUUUUGUAUUAAAGUUUUUCCUAAAUUAGGUUGAUCACUUCGAAAACUGCACCUAUAAAAAUACUUUUUAAUAUUUAAAUUAAUUUUAAAUUUGAUUUCAGUUCAUUAACUUUUUAAACGAGUACCUACUUAUGUAAUCAAUUUAAUUUUUAAGCUGAUAAUGCAAUGACUACGUUUAUUUUGUUUUAUUUGAAUAGCAAUGUGUUAAAUUAAAUUUUAUUAUAUCACAAAUUCACAAUAUUAAAUAAAUUAAAAAUAAUCAAACACCGUGAAAAAUCGUUGAUUAUUAUUUUUUUUUCUAGUAAGAUAAAUUGUUGUACAGACCCUUUUCAUAUAAAAUGUUUUUUUUUUUUAAUUAUCUUUAUGGGAUAUUAACAAUUGGCACAAUGUAAGUUAUUUGUCAUUCGAUUUUUUUAUUUUUGUUGUUGUUCGAAGCGAGAACAGAUGAAGGGAUUAUUACGUGCAAUUAAUUUUCCUUAAAGCAAUCAAUUUAUGUCAAACAGCAUUAUUUAUUUAUUAUUACUUCUUUUUUUUUUGUUUUUUUUUUUUUUUUUUGCUAGAACAUAAUAUAGAUUUCUAGGUAUACCUAUCUCAUAUUAAUAUGUUUACUGAAAAACAUUUUUAACCACUUUAAAUCAAAUACAAUUGUUUGAUAUUGUAAUAUUAAAGUUAAUUAAAUUUACAAAGUUUACUGUACACAUUCAAAUUUACUUUAAAUAAAUACUAUUUAUUUUAACAAAUGUUUAGCCAUCACAGGAUAAGGGUGAUUUUUAUCUAUCAAUAACACGAAUAACAAUAUAUUAUUAAUGAAAUACCUAGGAAAGCGUAAUAUUUGAUUAAACAAAAUCAAAGAUUUUUAUUCAUUCGGUAAAAAGGAUUGAUGUGAAAAAGAGAAUGGUAAAUAGUAAUGGCUUUAACCAUAUUAUAAUAAAAUAUUUAACUCAAUCUACACUUUACUAAACACAAAUGUACUAUCAUUUUAUCAUAGUUAUAAUUUCCACAUAUCUGUGGAUACAUUUUUAUGGAUUAUUAUUGAUUUAAAAAAAUUGUAUUACUUAUAAUAAUGGUGUUUAGGUUAAUAAUAUUAUGUUCAUCGUUUACUUGUUCUAUUAUUGUGCUGUUUUACAUUAUUUUAAAAACUAAUCAAUCCUGGUACAUAGAAUAUUUUGAUUGGGUUUCUAUAAUCUUUUUCAAUCACUUCUAAUUUAAUUAUUUGUGAUUUGUAUAUAUAAAUGCACCAUUUAACUAAAUUUAUUUACUGGUCAAGAAACACCAUAAAGUAUCUUGUAUGUAAUGUAAUUACUCAUUAUAUUUAAAGCAUCUAAAAUUCUAAAUCAUAACACACAUAUUAAGAAUAAAAUAAUAUAGCCGUAUACAAACUAAAUAACAAACAUUAUACUAAAUAUUUAAGUAUUUCUUCCUAAAUAUAGAAUUGCCUACUCAACUACUAGUAUUUUAUUCAGGUAGUGUACAUUGGUAAUUUUUUUAUUUUACAAACAAUAAUAUCAAUAUAAAAAUAGAAUAUUUUAGAUUACUUUUCAAUUAUAUAAAUCAAUUGUGUGGCCAAAAGGGUAUAAAUUACAAUAUAUUUGCAUACUCAAUCGCUGAAAUAUUUAAUUACACUAUAAUAAAAUACUCAUUUUAAAAAUACCUAAUAACGUUAAUUAAGUAUAGAAAUGUAAAGAAAUAUGUAUUUACAAUUAACAAUCUCACUUACAUAAAUUCCGAAAUUCAACUAACAAACAAUAAAUUUAUCGUUAUAUAUAUUAUAUAGAUUUGUUGUUUCAAAUUACAUCUAAUGAUUCGAUUAUUUAUUUUAAUUGCAAAAUAUAAUUUAAAUUAGAUUAAUUAAUAUUAAUUUGACAUAAAAAUCAAUUAUAGGCACGUUAAAUAAUUGU